GGACUGGAGGAUGACGGAUCCAAACCACCCCAUGAACGCUCUGAUGCGUCUGAACCAGAUCCACCCGGGCCUGCAGUACCGCCUGCUGUCCCAGUCCGGCCCGGUGCACGCUCCGGUCUUCACCAUGUCUGUGGAGAUCCAGGGAACCACCUACCAGGCCACCGGGAACUCCAAGAGAACCGCCAAGCUGCAGGUGGCCCUCAAGGCGCUGCAGGCUCUGGGAUUCGUGCUCGGUGGUGAUGGAGACGUGGACUCUCUGAGCGCCGACGAGAAGUCAGACGGCGAAGGCAAAAACGACAGGAUGUCCACCAGCUCCAGCUCCACGUCCAUCACGUCCUCCACAGACACGCAGGAG
This is a messenger RNA of Plectropomus leopardus (leopard coralgrouper), 355 nucleotides long. The record is from RefSeq and is a predicted model, not a curated record. Lineage: Eukaryota; Metazoa; Chordata; Actinopteri; Perciformes; Serranidae.